AAAACAACUAUGAAUAGACAAUGGAAUUUACGAGACAUUAACUUUCGUAUUGUGAGAUUAAUGGUAAAGUUUUCCUUAAAACAUGACACAUAUGCAACAGCUUGUUAUUAUUCUAUUCCUGGGAAAUGUUUUCUUUUGUCUAGCAGAAGUAAAAUGGAGUGUUCAACAGAAGGUUAACAGUUAUGGCCAAAAUCUUAAACUAUUCUGUAAAGUUGACAAUUGUUGUGUUGCAAAUAUGACAAAGCGAUGGUUUGGGGGGCCUGAACAGAAGCCUUUAUGGUUAUCGUCAAACAAAGAUUCCGCCGAGAAUUCUGAAAACCCGAAAUAUAUUUUCACAAUAGAGAAGAAUGGCUUUGGACUUGUUAUUAAAAAUGUAACUGUUGAAGAUAUGAAUGUCACUUACAAAUGUUCCUACAGUUUUGAUGAGGAUAGUGAAAUGUUAUAUUCUUCAGACGCUUUCAGUGAUGAACAGGAGGAUAGCGAGAAAAAUACUAAUGGACAAAAUCCCGUAGAAAAAAGUUCUAGCUAUAUCCAUGUUAUUGUGCCAUGUGUUGUCGUCUUAAUUCUAGCUGUUUGCAUAAGUAUAAUCGUAGCCUGGAAACAUGCCAAGUUGAAUACAUUACUGUUUUUAUGUAAACAGAGAAGAAAGAAGAGACAAGCGGAUAAUGAUGUUGAGAACGCGCUAGAACUCGAAAAUUUGACCUCAGAAGAUAAGCAAAAGGCCAAACAAUCAAGUGAAAACAAUUUACAGGAAAAAGGAAGGAUAAAUGAUUUAACUGAAGGCGAUUUAAAAAAUGACAGUGAGUUAAAUGAAAUAAUGAGAGAUUCAAAGAAUGAAGAUUAUACAGAAGUCCUCGCUGAACAAACUGAUGCUCCCAGAAAACCAAAGCCUAAAUAUCCCACCUUUAGUUCUGAAGAAUUAAGAAGAAAGAGUUUCACCGGUAUUAGCCAUGAAUUAUCGCCCACAAUAUUGGCGAAAGCUGGAUUCUUUUCUUAUGGAAGAGACAAUUUUGUUCGUUGUUUCCACUGUGGUGGUGCUUUAAAAGAUUGGAAGUCAGGGGACGAUCCCAUGAGUGAACAUGCCAAAUGGUUUCCACAGUGCAGUUUUGUUAAAGAUAAUUAUGUUGGAAAUGUUCAAACGCCAUAUCAAGAUGGUGCCCACUUAUAAUUAAAAAUUUUGUAUUAUAAAGGCGAAUGCUCAUUACAAUUUCAUCAAAUUGUAACGACGAUUGCCAAAAUUUACUUUUUUUUGCAAUUGAGAACGUUGAGCUUGAACAACAUGCUAAGUAAUGAUAAAAACUACAGAUAACUAGAAUUAGUAUAAAGGGUUAGACUUUUAGAUAUUUCGGAAGGAAUUAUAUGAAUGGAUUUAAAAAAAAAGAAGGCUGGCCUUGUAAGAACUGGAAGUAUGACAGUAUGAAAAUGAAUAGUCUGUAAUAAAAAAUGCAGGAUAUAAUUGUGUGCAAAACUGAAAAUAUUUUGAUAAUUCGUAAAAAAAAAUCUCAGUUAGAGGUUUGGCUAGCUGCAAAACCAGGUUUGAUCCACCAUUUUCUACAUAGGAGAAUGCUUGUGCCAAAUCAAAAAUUACAGUUGUUGUCCAUUCGUUUGAUGUGUUUGAGAUUUUCAUUUUGCUAUUUGAUUAGGGACUUUCCAAUUUGAAUUUUCCUCAAAGUUCGGUAUUUUUGUGAUUUUACUUUUUAUUAGCUUUUUGACUUCACAUUUUGUUUUUUGUUUAUCAUAAUUGUAGUAAUGGUAUAUUCGUGAAUAAAGUUUAAAGCUAUAUGCUAUUUUAACAUUAUAACACCUUAUGAAAGCUAUUACUCUGAGACCAUAUGAACAUACUCAAGGUUUCUCCCUUAUGUAUUUAAUCAUACUAUUUUACCAUUAUAUGUUGUUAACUUUAUACAACCUUGAAAUUAAGCCAUUUAAGUGAUCAAAGAAUAAGGACAAUAUUUAUCCUCUAUGAGCAAUUUUUUUACUCCAACCUUUUCGUUCAUGAUAGGAUUGUGUGUGAGUAUGUCAAGCAGCAGAUACGGUAUAAAAGUGUUAAGAAAGAAUUUUGUAUUACAUGUUUAUUGUACAAAUCUUUGUUUAUACUGUGCAUAUUUAUAUAAACCAAUUUACAAAAUUUACAAAAAAGUCUAUGUAGUAAUGAGGGUUAAUUCUUAACAACGAUGAAAGCAGGUCUAGUAACCGCUCGAAAACCGUCCAUCCGUGCCAAAGAUUUCGGGUAGAAAACUUUCUUCACAGUUUGCUUGGCUUCUAUAACAGAUAAUGUGUUUAUAUUUUGUUUAGCGUUUAAUCAAUUAUAAAUUUGCAGCUGCAAAUUCUUUUUUUUGUCCAAAUGUUAUUACACUCAUUGUACAAGGAAACAUUCAUGUGUAAUCCCUUAACAUUACACCAAUGCCUGAAUGGAAGUACCGUAUUAAUGCCCAAUUCAACGUUUAGGGCAUCAUCUUAAUCCGUUAUGCUAAUGUACAUAUUUAUCCUUAAAAUAUUGCGUGUACACCCAGUAUUGGUAUUGUUUAUUUAUAACUGACCUUACUUUGAGUUGAUUUGUGUUCCAUCAGAUGCAUUUUAUUUGUUUUAAAAAUAUCUUUGCUAUUUGGUUGGAAUCGUAUUGAUAUGUUUAACUUCAUUUGUAUUUACUACUUUUGAUUGUUUAUACCUUUUAUUUAUGUAAUACAUGUAGUAAGUAUUCAUGUACACGCAUGUUAUCAACAUGAUGUACCCAUAUUUUGACUAUUUUAUUAAUUGUGACUGUUUAUUUAACGCAUCAUGUAAAUGUAGCGGAAUUUGAUGAGACUGUUAUUAAAGUGAGAGGGUUAGCGCUAUAGAACCAGGUUUAAUCCACCAUUUUCUACAUUUGAAAAUGCCUGUACCAAGUCAGGAAUAUGACAGUUCUUGUCCAUUCGUUUUUGAUGCGUUUUGUUUUUUGAUUUUGCCAUGUGAUUAUGGACUUUCCAAAUUGAUUUUCCUCUGAGUUCAGUAUUUUUGUGAUUUUACUUUUUUCUGGUAGAUAAAGAUUGCAUUGAAUUGUGCUAAUGACCAUUUGUACUGCGAUUUUGAUUUGAUGGUUGGUUUCAGUUAUGGGAUGUUAACCUGUUGUGCCCUAAACAAAGUAUUUGUUAAGCAAGUCUUAUAAUGACGUCAGAUACUCCUGUGUCUAUAUUUCAAAAGUUUUUAUCCAUAGUGAAAAUAUUUUUAUGUGUUCAUGUAGUUGACUGGAAUUCAUCGCAUUUUGAUUCGUCAAUUUUUGCGCGAGUUAAAUGAUGUUUGACGUUUUUUUCCUUUGGUAAUAAUGCACCAAUAGGGCGCUAACUUAUGAAAUUGUCUGACAUCUUUUUCAAUCAAUGUUAUGUCUCUUGAAUAUUCAUAAUUAUUUUGAAGACUAUAUAUGUUCGAAGUAACUACAUAAGUGUUCAUGAAAACUGACAGUCCAAAAUCAGACAGGCCCACCAUUUGUAGGGUGUUCUCGUGGUACUAAUGUUCAGCUAAAAGUUUGUUGUGGUUUUACUUUUGUUUUAGGCUGUCUGGUAUUUUUGUAAAAUACAAAAGCUACAAACCUGGAUGAUGAUGUGUGUAACCUAUGUCACCUUAUCUCCUCCACAAUGCCGUGUAAUGGUCGAUUACAUGUCACUAUGAGGUAGAAAUCGAAUCCCAUUAUUUUAGUUGUACAAUAAUGAGUAAAAGAGACUAAGAUGAAAAAAGGUAACACCUUUCAUAUAACAUGUAUAACUUAAAGCAAUAAAUGCCUAUACAUACUUUAACGACGGGUGUUUGAUCUAAUCUAACGACGGUGGGGUUUCCGAAAUUUUCAUUAUCAAUUUUACUGUUUACAAUAAAAUUUGAAUUUAAAUACUAAAAAAAUGUUUUU
Molecule: messenger RNA, 3877 nt
Organism: Mytilus trossulus (common blue mussel)
Lineage: Eukaryota; Metazoa; Mollusca; Bivalvia; Mytilida; Mytilidae
Exons: 8
Coding region: 83-1168 (361 amino acids)
Biological process (GO): negative regulation of apoptotic process; positive regulation of protein ubiquitination; regulation of cell cycle
Cellular component (GO): nucleus; cytoplasm
Molecular function (GO): cysteine-type endopeptidase inhibitor activity involved in apoptotic process; ubiquitin protein ligase activity
Source: RefSeq, a predicted model, not a curated record